Nematostella vectensis (starlet sea anemone) is the source of this 1050-nucleotide messenger RNA. RefSeq names its product zinc finger matrin-type protein 5. The record is from RefSeq and is a predicted model, not a curated record. The coding region runs from base 120 to 614 and encodes 164 amino acids. The transcript is spliced from 4 exons. Lineage: Eukaryota; Metazoa; Cnidaria; Anthozoa; Actiniaria; Edwardsiidae. Gene Ontology annotation, cellular component: U12-type spliceosomal complex. Gene Ontology annotation, molecular function: nucleic acid binding; zinc ion binding.
GACCUAGGUCUCUAAGUUUUGCACGUCCAACAUGGCGGCGGGCAAAGAGAGACGGCUCACUAAUAACUGAAAAACUACACUAUAAACUGAUAACUUCACCAAUAUGAUAAUGUGUUGAAAUGGGGAAGCGCUACUAUUGCGACUUCUGUGACCGAUCGUUCGCUGAUUCCCCUCAAAAUCGCAAAAAGCACAAUAAUGGGGUCCAACACCAGAGAAAUCGCAAGCUUCAUUACGACUCUUUCAAAGAUCCAGCAGAACUUUUGGCGGAAGAAUCCAGUAAACCUCCUUGUAAAAAGUUCUUCAGCACAGGUACCUGCGCAUUUGGCCCAAACUGCAGAUAUUCCCACACAAACCCAGAAAUGUUACUCGCAGCCCAAGCUGAAAAAGAUGCUGCAAGGCAGAGGGAUACUGGUCCAAGUGUAGAGGAUUGGAUUUCUAGGUGGAAAAAGCGGCGUAGAAUAAGAGAGGAGAAAGACAAAGUAACCACUGAGCAGGAUGAGAUGCCUGUGUACACACUACCACUGGGACUGCCUCCUGUAUACCUGCUUCCACCAUCAUUAAGACCCCCUCCCCCUGGUGGCUAUGCCCAACUCCCAGGGGUGGGGUGGGGGUAGACUUGGUAACUGUGUACACACUACCACUGGGAAAGCCUCCUGUAUAUACCUGCUUCCACCAUCAUUAAGACCCCCUCCCUUUGGUGGCAAGACUAGGAAAUUGUGUAUGACACUACUAGCAGGUCUGCCUCCUUUUUUAUCUCUUUUGGGGAUAACACCUAACUCCCAGGGGUGGAGCGAGGGUAGACUUAGUUACUUAAGUACAACACCACAGCUGGACAUCAGCAGAAAUGCCACAGGGGAACUUUUCUAUUAAAUAGACUAGCUAAUUCCCGGGGGUGACUGCUGAAUAAGGUUUUCACUGUACUCUUGUUUCACGAUGUUUUCUCAUAGCACCACUACCACAAUUGUAAAACACAAUAAAUUGCUCAAAGUAUGCUUCAAAAAAUGCUUCAAUAUCAAUGAGUUCUAAAAUAAAUUAUGCCAACCUUUUUUA